Molecule: messenger RNA, 1791 nt
Organism: Aspergillus ibericus CBS 121593
Lineage: Eukaryota; Fungi; Ascomycota; Eurotiomycetes; Eurotiales; Aspergillaceae
Product: ER oxidoreductin
Exons: 3
Coding region: 1-1791 (596 amino acids)
Biological process (GO): protein folding in endoplasmic reticulum
Cellular component (GO): endoplasmic reticulum membrane; endoplasmic reticulum
Molecular function (GO): thiol oxidase activity; protein-disulfide reductase activity; FAD binding
Source: RefSeq, a predicted model, not a curated record
AUGCGCUCCGCAGCCAAAUUUUUCUAUUUGGCUGUCUUUGCCAUGUCGAGGCUUUCCAAUGCCGAGACCGGGUUGCACCAUAACCAAGAUAAGUGUGCGAUUGACCCCUCCGCUAUGGUGUCCGACGCUUGUGUCUCCUACGCCACCAUCGAUCAUCUGAACGACCAGGUCUAUAGCCUUCUCCAAUCUAUUACGCAAGAAACCGACUUCUUCUCAUAUUACCGUCUCAACCUUUUUAAUAAAGUGUGUCCGUUUUGGUCCGAUGCCAAUAGCAUGUGCGGGAACAUUGCGUGCUCCGUGAACACAAUCGAAUCCGAAGAGGACAUCCCGUUAACAUGGCGCGCGGAGGAGCUAAGUAAACUCGAGGGCCCCAAAGCAGGUCAUCCGGGCCGCAAGCUGCAAGAGGAGCGACCCAGUGACCGACCGCUUCAAGGAAUGCUCGGAGAAAACGUUGGAGAGAGCUGUGUGGUGGAAUAUGACGAUGAAUGUGACCAACGGGACUAUUGUGUUCCCGAGGACGAGGGCUCUGGCGGCAAGGGAGACUAUGUCAGUCUCGUUGAUAAUCCAGAACGGUUCACGGGGUACGCCGGUAUGGGCGCCCAUCAAGUUUGGGACGCAAUCUACCGUGAGAACUGUUUCCUCAAGCCGGUGCCCGAGCUAUCCCCUGUUCCCCAGUUGGGUGGUCUUCAGGCCGUCAACGAUUUUCGCAAUGUGCUUCAGCAGGAGCUGAAGCGCCCGGACCUGCUCGACCUGGACAACGAAUGUCUGGAGAAGCGGGUAUUCCAUCGCCUCAUCAGUGGAAUGCAUGCAUCUAUCUCGACCCAUCUUUGCUGGGAUUAUCUCAACCAGACGACGGGACAGUGGCAUCCCAACCUACAGUGUUUCAAGGAACGGCUGCACGAUCACCCAGAGCGCAUCUCGAACCUGUACUUCAACUACGCGCUGGUCUCGCGGGCGGUGGCCAAGCUACAGAAGCACUUGCAGCACUACAACUACUGUGCUAGCGACCCGGUGCAGGAUGCCGACACUAGGGAGAAGGUCUCGAAGUUGACUUCGACCUUGGCUGGGCGACACCAAAUCUUCGACGAGAACAUCAUGUUCCAGGACCCCAGCGCUAUUGGCUUGAAAGAAGACUUCCGGAACCGAUUCCGCAACGUCAGCCGACUGAUGGACUGUGUGGGAUGCGACAAGUGCCGUCUAUGGGGCAAGCUCCAAGUCAACGGAUAUGGAACCGCUCUGAAGGUACUGUUCGAGUACGACGAAACCAAGAACGGGGAGAAUCCGUUGCUGCGUCGGACCGAAUUGGUGGCACUGAUCAACACCCUGGGCCGCAUUUCCCACAGCAUAGCAGCCGUCCGGAGUUUUCACCGGGCUAUGGAUGUGGGAGAUGGUGAGGUUUUCACGAUCCCCGCGAGCAUUGCGCAUAAGGAGCGUAGUGGCUCGAAGAAAACCAGGCGCCUCCUCAAGGACGGUGGUUCAACCUUCUACUACGAGGAUGAUGACGACGAGAACUUUGUUUAUAUCACCGAGAAACUCCCGUGGGAACAGGUCCGAGAACGCCGCGACACGGAUACCGUCUGGGACGAUAUCAAGGCCGAAUUCUCCAUGGUAUGGGACAUCUACGUCUACGUGAUGAAGAGCUGGAUCAAUGCCCCCAAGACCUUUUUCGAAAUCGCCGUCCUUGAAGUCGCCCGUGUGUGGAACUAUUGGCUGGGUCUUCCUGUGCCGCCACGGUCAUGGAAGAUCCAGCUUCCCAAGCGACCCACGCCCCCGAAACAUGAGGAGCUAUAA